Daucus carota subsp. sativus is the source of this 555-nucleotide messenger RNA. Its product is annotated as protein SRC2 homolog. Bases 1 to 555 code for a protein of 184 amino acids. Gene Ontology annotation, biological process: defense response. The record is from RefSeq and is a predicted model, not a curated record. Lineage: Eukaryota; Viridiplantae; Streptophyta; Magnoliopsida; Apiales; Apiaceae. The transcript has a single exon.
AUGGAUUCCAUUCCCUUAGAAAUCACUGUAAAAUCUGCAUGCAUUUUAAAAACUGUCAAUUUCUUCAACAGAAGGAGAAUUUACAUAGUUGUAUCACUCAUUGACAGCAAUUCAAUCUCUAAACAGAAAACAAACGUGGACUUCCAUAAUGGCUCGAAGCCAUGUUGGUGGUUUAAGAUGAAGUUUCACGUGGAGGAGUCGAAAAUGCAUGCAAACUCAUGCAUGCUUGUGUUCCAAGUAAGGUGUAGCAAGGCCUUGGGUGAUAAAGACAUCGGAUAUCUUUAUAUUCCGGUGAGAGAGCUUUUUGAAGGCGUUCGAGGUGGGGAGAAUGCGAGGGAUGUUGCCUAUACGGUGACUACAAGCUCCGGUAAGCCUAAAGGGAUCUUGUAUUUGAAGUAUCAAUUUGGAGAAAAUUUUAUGGGUAGGAGUGUUGAGAACGAGAUCAUUAGGGUUCCUCUGCCUCCGUCAGCUCCGCCUUUGGAAGGUUUUCGGGCUGGUAAUCCUUCAUUAGCUCCCUCAGCUCCUCCGUAUGAAGGAGAAUUAGAAGCCAUGUAG